AUGUCCUUCUUCUGGUGCUCUAACUUGGUCCGUUUGCACCUCACCUGGCCUGUAGUAACCAAUGCUGCCACUUGGACAACACUUUUAUCGUUGACGGUGGCAGUGGCCUCUGUCUCACCACAGGUGGCGUUUGUCUCCGCCAUAUCCCCCUCUUCUUCGUUCUCUCAGAAGUGCAGCACUAGUGGGUCCAUUAGAAUGCCCUUGGAUGUUCCAGGAGACAUCCUGUGUUUUCCUCCUGGUAUGUUUGUGAAGUCCAAGAUUGAUCUAAUCGUUCCACCCGUCUUUGCAGCAGCAAUUGUAGCGGCUUCUGCUUGCGUGGUGCGAGCUGUGGGCUUGUGGGAGCAUGAUCAAACUCGUUGA
This is a messenger RNA of Sphenostylis stenocarpa, 360 nucleotides long. The record is from the annotation of a GenBank genome assembly. NCBI's taxonomy places the organism in Eukaryota, Viridiplantae, Streptophyta, Magnoliopsida, Fabales, Fabaceae.